AUGAUAGCGGAUCCGAUUGGGAUGCCGGCGUGCUUCUCAUCAGGAGCACGGUCGACGGAUGAGGCCGAAAGCACGGGCGUGACUCGGGCGGGACAAAGUGUGAUCAUGUCAAUGUAUAAAACAAAGUUGGGUAACCAUAGUCGUGUUAUCAGCAUCACAUGGUGCAGAAACUUGCUGCUCCUACACGGGCUAUCGGUAUCGAUAUCGAGCAUCUCCGACGAUGGACUAUCAUCAUCGGAAGGUUACUCGUGUAAGGUGGAGUUGAAGCCAUGGUACUUUUGGAGGAAACAAGGGUCAAAGCACUUUACAAUAGAUGAUGGUAAAAAAGUGGAUAUUUUUUGGGACUUGAAAUCAGCAAAGUUUAAUAAUAAUGAAACAGAACCAAGUGCAGAUUACUAUGUUGCUAUUGUUUAUGAAAACGAGGUUGUUUUAUUGGUUGGUAACUUGAAGAAUGAUGCUUACAAAAAGAGUGGGUGUAGGCCUGCUCUUAUUGAGCCUAUUUUAGUCUCGAAAAAAGAGCACAUUUUUGGUAAGAAGAAAUUUUUUACUAAGUCAAAGUUUCAUAAUAAGGGUAGAUUUCAUGAUAUUGUAAUUGAGUGUAAGAAUAAAGUUGAUUCGGAUUUGGAAAUGGAGGUCAAGGUAGAUGGAAAAGUGGUGAUUCAUGUCAAGCAUUUGCAAUGGAAGUUUAGAGGUAAUGAAACUAUAUUUGUCAAUAGGUUAAGGAUAGAGGUGUAUUGGGAUGUACAUGAUUGGUUAUUUAGUCCUGGACUAAGGCAUGCUUUAUUCAUUUUUAAGCCCGUUGUUUCGUCAUCCGGCGUAUCAUCAGUCUCCUCAUCAUCGUCAUUGUCAUCGUCAUCUCUCUCGUCGACUCCAUUAUCAUCCCAUACUGAGAGCUCUGGUUCAUUGGUGGACGGGUUGAAUGGAAGUGGGUUAUCCGAGUUUUGCUUAUUUCUUUAUGCUUGGAAAGUUGACUAA
Molecule: messenger RNA, 975 nt
Organism: Beta vulgaris subsp. vulgaris (sugar beet)
Lineage: Eukaryota; Viridiplantae; Streptophyta; Magnoliopsida; Caryophyllales; Amaranthaceae
Exons: 1
Coding region: 1-975 (324 amino acids)
Source: RefSeq, a predicted model, not a curated record